GCCAAUUUUCUGCCGGUCUUGGAUUCUUUGAUUUUGCCUAACAAAAUUCAUUGACAAUGACGACUGGUGAAAAUUCUGUGCAGAGCAAGAAAUCUAUUCCUGAUCUUGCUCCUGUGGAAGCAGUAUUGUUUGAUGUUGAUGGAACUUUAUGUGAUUCAGAUCCUCUCCACCAUUAUGCCUUUCGCGAAAUGCUCCAAGAGAUUGGUUUCAAUAAUGGAGUUCCAAUCGAUGAAGAAUUCUUUGUCAAAAAUAUUGCAGGGAAGCACAAUCAUGAUAUUGCUAUGCUUCUCUUCCCUGAUGAUAUACCAAAGGGCACAAAGUUCGUGGAAGAUAAGGAAGCAAUGUUUCGGAGGUUGGCCUCAGAAAACUUACCACCUGUAAAGGGCCUGUACAAAUUAACGAAAUGGAUUGAAGAUCGUGGGUUGAAGCGAGCAGCUGUUACAAAUGCUCCAAAACCGAAUGCUGAGCUCAUGAUCUCAAAACUUGGUCUCAAAGAUUUUUUUGAUGUUGUGAUUUUAGGAAGUGAUUGCGAGCAUGCCAAACCAUACCCAGACCCAUACUUGAAGGCACUUGAAGCACUGAAUGUGUCAAAGGAUCACACAUUUGUGUGUGAGGACUCUGUAUCAGGGAUAAGAGCAGGAGUUGCAGCUGGAAUGCCUGUUGUGGGGUUAACUACCAGAAAUCCUGAAAAUCUGCUUAUGGAAGCAGAUCCUACUAUUCUCAUAAAGGAUUAUGAGGAUCCAAAGUUAUGGGCGGCCUUAGAGGAGCUUGAUAAGAGAGGAGGUUCUUUUAAAACAGCAGCUUGAAUUCCAUAGAAAUUUAGAACUUUAUUCGAAUAAACUGUGCAGGCACUCUCAUGCCCUCACAUGUACCACGUAAUAUUCGAAGAGCAUUGGCUGUAUAUAUCUAUACUCAUUUUAAUCACCAGUCAAUGAUGAGGUUAAUUACUUUCG
This is a messenger RNA of Durio zibethinus, 953 nucleotides long. The record is from RefSeq and is a predicted model, not a curated record. NCBI's taxonomy places the organism in Eukaryota, Viridiplantae, Streptophyta, Magnoliopsida, Malvales, Malvaceae.